AUUUUGAUCAAGUCGAGCAGAGCUUAAGUUGCAGCUUUCAGACGGCGUAAACAACAAAACCAGAGACGACCUCAAGAGGAAAAACAGGUCUUGUGCUUUUCCAUCUCAGCAGAUAACAAUGAGUGGUAGUCGUGUGUUCAUUGGCCGCUUGAGCCCGCACGCCAGAGAGAGAGAUGUGGAGAAGUUUUUCAAGGGAUAUGGACGGAUUCGAGAAAUCAACUUGAAGAAUGGAUUUGGCUUUGUGGAAUUUGACGACCACAGAGAUGCAGAUGAUGCUGUGUACGAGUUGAAUGGCAAAGAACUGUGCAGUGAAAGGGUCACUAUUGAGCACGCUCGCUCCAGAAGAGGAAGAGGUGGCGGCCCUGGGGGAAUGGGACGUUUCGGUGGUGGUGGCGGCGGAGGCGGUGGCGGUGGCUAUCGCCCAUCUCGCAGCAGUGGAUCCAGACCGGACAGGUAUGGACCUCCUGUACGGACGGACCACAGACUCAUUGUGGAGAACCUUUCUUCACGAAUCAGCUGGCAGGACCUGAAAGACCUGAUGAGAAAAGCAGGUGAAGUUACCUUUGUGGACGCCCACAGGCCCAACAAAAAUGAAGGAGUGGUUGAGUUUGCAUCUCGUAGUGACAUGAAGAACGCCAUAUCGAAGCUCAACGGGACAGAGCUCAAUGGACGCAAGCUGAAGAUCUUUGAGGACAGUAGAAGUCGCAGCAAGAGCCGCUCCCGCAGCUACUCCCGCUCAAGGAGCCGCUCCAGGAGCCGCAACCGUUCCAGGAGCCGCUCCAGGUCUAUGAGCCGCACCCCAGAGAAGAAGACAUCGGGAGGGGGCAGGGACGCAGGCAGAUCCCCGUCCAGGUCCAAGUCCCGCUCCAAGUCUCGUUCCAAGUCCCGCUCCAAGUCUCGCUCCAGGUCUCGCUCCCAUUCGCCCGCUCCCGCUCAGGACAAACAGUCCCGCUCCCGGUCUCGAUCUCGUUCCCGCUCUCGCUCCCGUUCCCGCUCCCGCUCCGCCUCUGCAGACAGCAAACACUAAGAUGGGUACACCUUUAAGACGUAAAAUAGACUGAUAGUUGCUCACCACAAGCCUGUAUGGUGGCAUGUGAAUUUUUUUUUUCUUUUUGAUUUUUUUUUUUCUCCACUGAAUGGGAGUAAAUUGCCUUUUACAUGGCCCCUUUUGAAAUAAGAUCUUGGCUUUGGUUUAUUUUUUGUUUUAUUUUGUUAGUUUGAAUGUGCUUCCACAGGGAAUAAUAUUUUUUUGGUUCAUGUUACUUCAUGAUUUCCCUCUUUUUAAAAUCCCCUUUAUAUUUAGAUUAAAUACAGAGUGACAAAAAACAUUUUGAUCGGCGAUGAUACUCGUCACAGUCCUGCAGCCUGUGCUCGCUGUUUGCCAUGUUAUGAUUCCAUCCACUCCCCCUGUGCUUUGCCCGAGUGUUCACAGCAGUUGAAGGUUAGCUGGAAAUGUUGUUCAUUCCCCGAAAAAUGCUGAUAGGUGUGUUUUUGUCUGAUGUGCAAGCUCCUGAUAUUGCCAUGAAACUGUGACUCUGCUUUUUGUGAUCUACACGUGUUGCAUUCACUGCCCUGAUAUGUGAACGUUAAAAAAAAUGCAAGCAUCUCAAUUGGAGGUUUGUUUCAGCUUUUUUUUUGUGUAAUGAUGUUGGAAUCUGGCAUUAAUUUCAACUGCUGUUGCAGGACCUCGUCUCGUAUCGGUGAUUUAUUUUCUGCUUUUUAUUUGACUUCAUCUCCUGCGGGGUGUUGAGGAUCUAUUUCAGCAGCAAGAAAUGUCUCUGAAUAAGUUUAUUAAUUUGAUACUAAUAAAACACUCACUGCA
Messenger RNA from Centropristis striata (black sea bass), 1822 nucleotides. It is a transcript of the gene srsf5a, whose product is annotated as serine and arginine rich splicing factor 5a. The record is from RefSeq and is a predicted model, not a curated record. Gene Ontology annotation, cellular component: nucleus; cytoplasm; ribonucleoprotein complex. The transcript is spliced from 8 exons. Bases 119 to 1027 code for a protein of 302 amino acids. NCBI's taxonomy places the organism in Eukaryota, Metazoa, Chordata, Actinopteri, Perciformes, Serranidae. Gene Ontology annotation, molecular function: mRNA binding.